Messenger RNA from Trichophyton rubrum CBS 118892, 765 nucleotides. RefSeq lists its product as uncharacterized. The record is from RefSeq and is a predicted model, not a curated record. Gene Ontology annotation, molecular function: structural constituent of ribosome; mRNA binding; rRNA binding. The coding region runs from base 1 to 765 and encodes 254 amino acids. Gene Ontology annotation, cellular component: ribosome. The transcript has 2 exons. Gene Ontology annotation, biological process: ribosomal small subunit assembly; translation. Lineage: Eukaryota; Fungi; Ascomycota; Eurotiomycetes; Onygenales; Arthrodermataceae.
AUGCCCAAGGUCUUACGUGAUGAGGCUGCAGCGAGUCAGACUGGAAGUGGUUCUAAGCGAUCAUUUUCUACCUCCGCAAGAUUACACCAGGGCGAAGUGAAGGGUAAUUCGCCGGACCCCUCUGCUGCCACCGUUGCAAACAUGCUUGCGGCUUCAAAUCGGGGAGAAUCUGUUGAUGUUGAGAGAGGAAUCCCAGAGGGCUUCAAGUAUGAGCCACCAACUCUGCCUCUGCCACCAAAUGAACGAUUUGACCGCCGGUAUGAGCCAUUAGUGGAACAGUUCACCAAGCUAAUAAUGAAGCAUGGAAAGCUAUCUCUUGCUCAGAAGCACAUGGCCAAAAUCCUAGAGUAUCUCCGUACUGCUCCAGCACCACUCAUCGACCCGUCAAAGCCUUUCCUCCCGGGUCCUCCAUCCCCGCAACUCCCUCUAAACCCAAUUCUAUACCUUACUCUCGCCGUCGACUCUAUUGCUCCUCUUUUCCGAAUUCGUCAAAUCAGGGGUAUUGCUGGUGGUGGUGCUGCACUUCCCAUUCCAAGCCCACUUGCUCAGCGCCAACGUCGCCGAGAAGCCAUCACCUGGAUCCUUGAGGCUGCCGAGAAGAGACGUGACAAUCAGCUUUCACACCGGAUAGCGAAUGAAAUCAUUGCCAUUGCAGAGGGAAAGAGCAGUGUCUGGCUUAAGCGGGCUGCUAUCCACAAACAGGCAACUGUUUCCCGUGCGAAUAUCCGCCGUGCCUCCCAGCAACGGAGGGGUAGGAAGCAAUAA